Messenger RNA from Bradysia coprophila, 1605 nucleotides. RefSeq lists its product as uncharacterized. NCBI's taxonomy places the organism in Eukaryota, Metazoa, Arthropoda, Insecta, Diptera, Sciaridae. The record is from RefSeq and is a predicted model, not a curated record.
UCAAGCCAAUUCGAAACCGGUCCAGCUGUCAACUGACAAUACAUGACCAAAUUCCUUAAUCUGUCGUAGCAGUCUAUUUUUUUCAAAGUCACGUACCCAUCGUGUGAACUUCGAUCUUUCGUGUUCAAGUCUGGAAGUUUUCCUACAAUCUUGAACGGAAUUGAAAAUGUGCGACGAACAAAUAAUGGACGAGAAUUUCGGAACGCAUCUGCAAUUAAACGAUUUGCCUUCAGAGUUGUACGAUGAGAUUUUCAAGUAUCUUCAAAUGGACGAUUUGGCAAACAUGUCUCUCACGUGCAAAAUGUAUAAAGCAUUAACGGAGAGCUUUUUCAGUCGAUUCUUUCGGAGCGAAGUAAUACACAUCUUCUCGAGAAAAACCGUUAGAAUAGGCCAGAGAUACCAGAUCCGCUUUCGUCAGUGUAUUCGAUCCGUUGAGGUCGAUUUUGAAACUGUGGAUUCAGUCAACGCGACGUUUUUAUUCAUUCGAAAUAAUUGUGCGUCGGAUUUGCGAUCGUUGGUGCUGUAUUCAUACGAAAAUAAGAGCGGAGUGGAAGAUAUUCAUGUGGACAUCAUCUUGGAUCAGAUUAAAAAUGUGGAAAUUUUAUUGGUUAAAGAUGUGUGCCCCGGCUACCUAAUGAAACAUUGCAAGAAAAUUCACACGUUAGGAAUUUCAGCUGAUGACAUAGAUGCAGAUCGGAACGAUUGGUUCAGAAAUUGCAAUCCCAAAUUAGAGACUGUGAUGUUGUCCUAUUGUCUGCGUGAUGCAGGUUCAUUCACAAAUUUCCUUCGAGUUAAUCCCCAAUUGAGUGCAAUCGUUUUGAAGAAUAAUGACUUGGGUAUCGACAGUCUCUGUUCGGCAGAAAUCACAUUGGAUUAUGCGGCUGUGCAACUGACCGAUCAAAGCUCACCUUUAUUGGAUUUGGCCAAGCUCAAUCGAAGAUCAAUGAAAUCAUUGGAUUUAUUGUUAUCGAAUGAACACUACAUUUAUCCCUCAUUCGACUUGGUGGCUGUACAGGCAGCAUUCGACUUGGAGGUAGCUGAUGGUCUACAUUUCGUAGCUACUCGAGAAAAUUCACACAUUUUCGAAACUAUAGGAAUUAAACGGCACAUUAAACGUUUAUGUAUUGAAUUCGACAACGACGAACUGACGGUAAAUAUUUCCGAAAGAAUUGUCAGCGCUUUCCCAAACUUACAAUGCUUAUGGAUUUAUCGUGGAUUUUCUGAAAGAAAUUCCAUCACUGAAUUGAUAUUGCCAAUCGUCAGCUUCGCAAAGAACAUAAAGGCGAUUUUUUUCGUCUCGUCUAAAUGUGACCGUAUAUCAAAACGUGACGCAGUCAAACUGAACACAGCUCGCUCAAAAACGACGAAUGCUUCAAAGGUCAAGAUAAUUACCGAUGGCUCUGUUUCAUCGAAGCUCAGUUUAGUCGAAAUCAACCGCUGCCAACGUCGGAACGUUUUCUGUCCUUUAUGUCAUGAGUCGGUGAUCGAUUGGGAAUUACUGAAUUAUGUCUCUGAAGCAUUCUAAUGAAGUGAGAUGAACAUUUACGAUGAACUGGAUAUUCAUUUAAUUAAGCUAAACAUAUCUGAUGUUACAUUUAAUAGUGA